AUGAGAACCCCCCCGAUAUAUCGUAUUUAUCCUCAUCCUCGGUCGCUGUUUCAAACGUUGAGAAUCCGCGCAUGUUUCCGUGUCGGGGUGCUGCUCAUCGCAGCCGUCGAUCCGCUCGAUCAACGGCUUAUCUCCCACGGAUGCUUUCGCCUCGUCUACACUGGUCGCAUCUAGAGGCAACGUCACGCUAUUAGUCCUUUGAUGGGACGUCAAUGCCACGCCGUAUGCAUACAUCGUCGUACAUGUGGCUGUUCAGGGCAGCCGCCUGAUUGAUCUGCCCCAAUAACCACCCCUGAACCAAGCCUCAAGAACAUUAACACAACCAAACACAAAGCGCAAUCUAGCUCGCAGAGGGGGACCCCCGGCGACGAAAUCCGUCUGGAAGCUGCAUCGCUACAUUCAUCAAGCUGUGACUAGUGGUCGAAGGCCGUUUCUUCCCACGUCCAACCUCAAAUUCUUUCUUUUGUAGCAACUGUAUCCACGCAGUCCCUCCCGAGGAACUGGAGAUCUGUAAAGGUCUGCUUGCUGUACAUCGGCAACCUUGUCGUGGUUCUUUCUUUUUUGUCAACGUUGAACUGCAACCUGUAGCAGUUUUUUUUUUUUUCCCAUCAUUGGACUCUGUCGUCUGCCCCUCUGGCCCCUAUCCUCCACUUCUACCAGCUAGACGACCCAACCGGGGUCACAUCGGAGGGGGGGGCUGGACCCCCUCCUGCGGUUCCUGCCUGAGGUAUUUUUAUCGCGAGAAGGGUACAGCAAUCCCUUCCCUCGCUACGUACGAAGUCGAUCAUGGUUUACUAACAAGCUUUGCAGCGCGUCGCUUCAUUCUAGACCAGGAUUUACUUGGGGAGAAAAAGCUCACCCUGCCGGGACUCGAACCCAUGACCUGGCCCUUAGCAGGCUGCGAGGUUGUUUGUUCUUUCCUCCUGGGUACCGCAGUUUUAUGCACAUACCGCGAGUGUAUUUCGUACUCGUGCAAAAGUAGUUUCAGGGUUUAUCAUCGGUAACGCUCGUUGAGGCGGGUCAAUGCAGUUGCUGACGCUUUCCCUCCUGUAUGUUCUUCGUGCCCCUCUCCUCCCCUUGCUCUAUCCGUGCAUCAAGUAGUCUCGCUCAGCAUCCUGACGGCACCGCGGCGCUGGCGGGAAGCCGGUCGCGACUCGAGCCUCACUUGACAAGCCGGUUCAACUUUAGGUGGGUCGUAUGCAUAGAGCAGCCACAGGGGGUUUCAUGCAGUCCAGAUUGCGAUACAACUCUACGGAUGAGCGUGAUAUUGUUGAGGGAUACACUUGCAUGUGUGCUGCUGGGAGAGGCAUUUGUGCUACUCAAGUGUUUGUAGAGUUUCUGCACAUGUGUUUACGACGCAUUUCGAUGGCACAACGACCGGACACACUUUUUCCAACUGUCCGCGGUCCAAACAUGGCACUACAAAGGGCCGUAGAGAAGUUCGACGCAUGGGUAUGUUCACUUUUGCCUUUUGGCCUCUGAUUAAAAUGCUGAAUCGCAAAGCACAUGGUGUUCUCACUUUGGAUGACAGGUAUCUAUACAACCGAGGGCUGGACACCAAGACGGGUUCGAAGGCUGAUUCGGCGGUUCCUCUCCGUCGAACAUCUACCCAACCUAUGGGGCGCCAGGGCGGUGCUUGAAGACGUGGUGUCAAUCCUGCGUGAUGUAACGGCGAUUCAAUGCGAACCUCUUGGUGAUCAUUGGCAGCCAUCUUGCAUCGCUGCGGAGAACUGUAGUGACGACCGGAAGAUGUAACCGCUUGGCUUACGCACAGGCACAUUCGGAGAUCUAGGGUUCGUUUUCCAUGCUUAUUCGUUGCUACUUCAGCGAGCGCCUAUUCGGCGAGCAACUGCU
This is a messenger RNA of Ectocarpus sp. CCAP 1310/34, 1854 nucleotides long. NCBI's taxonomy places the organism in Eukaryota, Phaeophyceae, Ectocarpales, Ectocarpaceae. The record is from the annotation of a GenBank genome assembly.